Messenger RNA from Seminavis robusta, 480 nucleotides. The record is from the annotation of a GenBank genome assembly. NCBI's taxonomy places the organism in Eukaryota, Bacillariophyta, Bacillariophyceae, Naviculales, Naviculaceae.
AUGUUCGGUCUCUUCUCCUGUCAAAGGCAACGAGAAUCACAACAGGAUUGCAUCUCCCAUGGUGGUUCUUUGGUCCUUCUUUCCUUGGGCCCGAUGGUGUGUUGGUCGCGAAUGGUUCCUUGCUCGCGUACUCUUUCCUGUUUCUUCAACACCACUCGGUCUCCUGAUCUUGAUACGUAUUCUACGCCUGAUCCUGAUGCUGCAUUUUCAGACAAGCCGCCCGACACGUCUUCCUUUGUCCCCAAGCACAACAACAACAUCAUGGGACCCACCAGCCAUCCUGUCGGCGUAGAACCAACCAAGACUGCUUCGAUUCCAAGAGCUACUGGCACGACGCGAACUCGAAUCCAAGAAAUGCACGCCGCCCUCGAUCUCCCAGUACGUCUCUUGACAACCGGCAAGGUAGCACAACGACAAGUAAAUCGACGGUUGCGUCGUCCAAGUCUUCAGUCUUCCAUUCAAGUAGAGCCGCAAGCAUAG